CCCGAGAUACCAAACUACAACUUCCCCGAAUUGAGGUUCCCGGGUCAGAAGAAUCGAUCACCACCAACUUCAUUCGCACAUAAAAUCUUCCAAUUUCUCUUUCCCACUGCAAUAAUAUUCAACCAAAGGAUACCUUUGAAUUCAACAGAUUAGGACAAUGGCGCUCUCAGCCAAUGCCGCUCGAGCAUUGGAGCAAGUGAAGAUGGGCUUAUACAUGCUCUACGGAGCAGCCUAUUUUACUGAAGACGAAUGGAUCAAGAUUGACGGCUUGAUACAUAAAGGUCAGUACGUGUUCACGCGUGGCCCGCAGGACAACGUCCUCGAGGAGGAAUUGAUCUCCUUCGAGGGUUCCAUCGAGGAGAAAGCACAAUUCAACGUGCAAAUUCACGCAAAUCAAUCUCUUGAUGCCAUCAAGGCGGACCAUAUAGAGAUCAUGGAGAGAUCAAUACCGUCCCCAACUUCGUCUGAGCCCGCCAACUCUACCGACUGCCCUCCAGAAACCCCGAAUGGGACAUCAAUCGAAGCGUCUUCCGACGACGAACCCACCCAAACACAAGCAGCGGGGCUAGCACCUAUGCUCGACUGGGCUUCGGAAAUGGAAACCUCGAUGCCGAACGAGCCAGUCGAAACCCCCACGCGACCUACGCCACAGAUCCCUGCUGCUGGCGGUCUUGCAUUGGGAUAUACACAAUCACAAUUGGAUGAGGUCAAGGCCUUCAAUGCAGGAUUGACCAAAGCUGGAAAGAAGUCCCGCCCCCAGUACACAAAAGAGGAGGAGUCUUACUCUUCUCCCGAAUCGUCAGAAGAUGUGGCUUCAUCCGAACAGACGAAUGAAGACGUCUACCCUUCCCCAACACCAAGUCAGCAAGAGACACGAAUCCAAUCAUGGGCUUCUCAAGUGAAGACACAAGAGCCGAGUGUUCCGCAGAGUGUUCCUCCCAAUCCCAGCAAAAACACUCCCCAACCCAAAAUCACAAGUCUCAAUGACCCGAACGCCAAAGCAGCCGUCGAAGCUUUCACUAAGAUCUACGGCCGCAAGCCAAGGAGCAUCGGCGAUAUCUACCAACCCAAAAACCCCGAAUUCGUUUCUCCUGAGAAGCGACCCAUUUCCCGCACAUCCAAUGCGACUUCCAAGACGGCCAGAUCUAUUUCCGUUUCCAAAGCCAUUGUUGCUCGUCCCUCAACGGCAUCAACAACAACAAUCACCACCACAACGGCCACAACCACAAAGGGACCAAAACCCGAUCCGCGCUUACAACCAGGCAAGACCUUCAUCGCCCAGAGUGCCUUUGAAAAAUCAAGCAAGAUCUGCAUCGAUGUUCGUCCAGGUGACAACAUCAAGAUCAUCAAGCAUGUCUCUGGAAUCAUGCAUUACGGAUUGAAUCAGAACACCCACCAGACCGGUCAAUUCCCGGAGUCAAUCUUCACGUUUCCCCCUGGCGUGAAAAACAAGCAAGAAGCCUUGCUUGAUCAACAGCGAGCUCUGGCUGCUACAAAGAGGUCUAACCAAGUCGCUCUCAGGAAUAGUGCUCCGAGUGUCAGCACAUCCAACGGGCUAGAUCGUUUUGAGGGCAUGAAUGCUGCGGAGUGGGAGGAUGUGAGCGUUGUUUCCAGACGAGCUGCUCAGACUCCUGCCCCGGCCAAGAAACCCGUAGGCGGCUUGAGUGCAUCCCGGUACGCCGUGUUGGCCGACGAGGAUGAACCCCGGGCCAAGAGAGAAGAAGAGACUUCGUCCGGCAUCUCGAAGGAAGAAGUCGCCAGGCUCUUUGACGAGAAGUUCGCUCAAAUCCUCGCUGCGCAACAAGCAAACGCUGCCGCUGCCAACUCCCAAUCCCUGGUCCCCACGGGCCCUCGCUCCAAUGGGCUCCUGAAAGAACCCCUCAAGCCUGUGAACCCCAAGACAAACACCUGCUGGUUCUGGGCAACUCCCGGCAAAGACUGCCGCUUCACAGCCGACGAGUGCAGAGACCUGCAUGCGCACCUCCCUGUCUCCUCCAACCCUGCGAACCUCAGAAUGGGGAAACCGACAUGGGGCGCUCUCGCUGACUCUCUUCCUCCAACUCCCACUGACACAAUCGAGUACAAACCCGGCAAGGUGUCGAAGACGUGUUGGUACUGGGCUAAUGAUGGCAAGUGCGAGUUUUCGGCUGAGACCUGCAAGUACCUUCAUGGGCAUUCUGCGGCUGGUGUAGCGCCGAAACCGCAUACGCAGGGAUGGAAGAAGAGUUUUGAUUGGAGUCGAUUGAGGAAACGUGAUGGCGAGAAUGGGUAUGAAAAUGGUACUGAAAGCGGCCACGAGGAAGAAGGAAAUGGUUGGGGCAAUCUUGCUGAAAGCUCCGCCGUCAGUGGUGGAUGGGGCGAGUAUACGCCUGGUGAAGAGGAUGGCGAAUUGGUGCUUGAAGAGGGUGCGGGCGGUGAGGGUUGGGGGAAUUCGGAUGAUAAGUAUAAACCGCCGCAUAUUAAGGCUCUUGAGGAGAAGGCGCAGAUUCAAGCUGCUGGAUGGUAGGUGCAAAGAAAUUACUAACGCUAGAUUGGAAAUUAUGUUAUGGAGCUUCGUCUCCUUUGAGUUUGGAAAUGGGCAAGAGGUAUUUACUUGGAGUAUUUGGACAAAAAUGGUUUCCGGUUCCUGACAGGAUAUAUAGUCUCUUUCCCCCUUUAAUUAAGUAUUUGGCCAAGUGCGCGGAGAUGAAAUAAAAUUAUAAAAUUUAAACAGGCAGAACGGGAAGUUCA
Molecule: messenger RNA, 2730 nt
Organism: Hyaloscypha bicolor E
Lineage: Eukaryota; Fungi; Ascomycota; Leotiomycetes; Helotiales; Hyaloscyphaceae
Exons: 4
Coding region: 158-2506 (782 amino acids)
Molecular function (GO): metal ion binding
Source: RefSeq, a predicted model, not a curated record